UUUUAAUUUUUUUAUUUGCAAAGAUAUUUGCGAUGUGCGAUGUCCCUUCACGGCCACCAUGAUGCUGGGAACAACGUGCAAACGAAAUACGGGGCGCGUGUUUACACCACCCGAUUGUAUCAAGAUGUAAAUCACACUUCACUCGAGUAGGUUAUGUAGUCCCACUAAUUCAUUGUAUUAUAAAACCAAGGAGGGGUAGAAAAAGACGGCGAGAGUAGUACACACCACAAGUCAACUUUAACAACAUUUGCCCAACAGAAACAAGGCUCGGUAUGGCUGCGAUUGAUGUACUUGUAGUUGGUUCGUGUAACACAGAUUUAAUAUGUUAUGUCUCUCAACUUCCAAAGCCUGGAGAAACCAUACAUGGUUCAAAGUUCACCACUGGAUUUGGAGGUAAAGGAGCCAAUCAAUGCGUUAUGGCAGCAAAAAUGGGAGCCAAAACUGCUAUGGUUGCAAAAGUAGGAGAUGAUACAUUUGGACAUGAGACUGUCAAGAAUUUUAAGAGUUCAAAUGUCAACACAGAUUAUAUUGGAGUGACAAGUGACGCUGCUACUGGUGCUGCACCUAUAACUGUUAAUCAACAAGGGGAAAACUCCAUAGUGAUUGUGAGUGGAGCCAAUUUACUGCUAACACCCCAUGAUGCUGAAAUGGCCAUUCAAAGCUUGUCAGCAAAAGUGCUUAUUUGCCAACUGGAAAUUAAACCUGAAACUUCCUUAGCAGCAAUGAAAAUGGCAAAAAGUAAAGGAGUAACAACCAUUUUAAACCCAGCACCAGCAAUAGCAGAUCUUCAGUCGGAUUUCUUCAAGUUUUGUGAUAUUAUUUGCCCGAAUGAAACAGAGGCACAGCUACUAACGGGUCUGCAAGUUACCAAUGUAGAUGGGGCUAAAUGUGCAGCAAUACAGUUACUUCAGAAGGGUUGCAAGACAGUAAUCAUAACAUUGGGAGGUCAAGGGUCAUUAUUGAUGACUUCAGGAGGCAUACCAGUGCAUAUACCAGCAAGAUGUGUAAAAGCUUUUGAUACUACGGGUGCAGGAGAUUCAUUUGUGGGUGCUUUAGCCUACUACCUAGCCCUUCAUCCAAACUUAAGCUUAGAGGAGAUGAUUAAGAAUGCUUCCUACAUUGCAUCAAUCAGCGUUCAGUCAGCAGGCACACAGACAAGCUAUCCAUCACACAAAGAUCUACCAAGUCACUUGUUGUAAUGUGGUAGACAGAGAGAAGCUCAAGCUCUGAUAUAACUACUUUGACUGUAGCAUAAAUAAGGCCAUCAACCUCAUAUACAAUGUUUACUCUUGCACAAGGUGAUCCACAUGCUAAAUGGGAUAGCCUUAAUGAAAUUUGCUCUAAAUAUUUUACACAGGAUUUAGAUGUACAUGAGUUUAUUUAAAAUAAUGAACACAUUAAUUUCAUACAAUAAAUUUACAUACUGAAAUUACAAUUUGUACAAUUAUAGACUUGUGAGAUAAUGUAAAUAUUAUAAACUCAUGUUCUUAAAGGAACACGUUGCCUUGGAUCGGACGAGUUGGUCUGAAAAAAAAAACAGUUUGAAACUGUUAGUUAUAA
This is a messenger RNA of Asterias rubens (European starfish), 1560 nucleotides long. RefSeq names its product ribokinase-like. The record is from RefSeq and is a predicted model, not a curated record. Bases 273 to 1199 code for a protein of 308 amino acids. Lineage: Eukaryota; Metazoa; Echinodermata; Asteroidea; Forcipulatida; Asteriidae. The transcript is spliced from 8 exons. Gene Ontology annotation, molecular function: ribokinase activity. Gene Ontology annotation, biological process: D-ribose metabolic process.